AUGGACGCGGCUCCGGGUCCCGCAGCGAGAGGCGCGCCGCCCCCCGAAGGCUGGCUGCUCUGCCCGGGGCGCCCCUUUCUGUCCCCCCGCCGGCGCCGGAGAGGCGGCUCGGUGCCCGGGAGCUCCUCGUCCGCGCUGUUGCUGCUGCUGCCACUGCUGCUGCCGUUCCUGCUGCGGCGCGCCACACCAGGUGCGGUGGCGACGUCGGAGACCAGGAUCGACGGGCGGGCCCUGUCGGUGAGCAGCUUGCGGGAGGCCGAGAGCCGCGCCUUCACCUGCCUGGCGGCGGCCCCCAACCUCACCUGGUACCUCAACGGGGAGCGGCAGGAGACGAACUCAUCCGGGGGGGGGCUGGCCGCGGCCGGCGACGCCUUGGGGGAGGGCGGCAGCGGCACUUUCGUGGUCACGGCGCGGCGCGUGGACCACCGGCUGGACUGCGACGCCACCGACCCGGCCACGGGGCGCGUCUCCACCGCCUCGGUCCUCCUCAACGUGCAGUUUCAGCCCGAAAUCGUGAAGGUGGACGCCCAUUACCGCGAGGCGAGCGAGCCCGGCCUCCUGCUGGUGCUCUUCGUGCUGGUCCAAGCCAACCCGCCGGCCGACGUGACCUGGGUGGACCAGGACGGGCAGGUGACGGUCAACGCCUCCCGCUUCCUGCUGCUCGACACCCAGACCUAUCCCUGGCUCGCCAACCACACCGUGAGAGUGCAGCUGCACAGCCCGCCCCGGAACGCCUCCCUCCGCGCCUCCAACGGCCUGGGCGUCGCCAGCUCCUCCGUUCCGCUCCCCGGUCUCCUGGCCACCCAGCUUGAACUGCCUCUGGUGGCCCUCGUGGGGGCAGCUGCUGUGGCUCUGGUGAUAUUGCUGAGUUUUGGGGUGCUAAUCAGUUGGGCUGUUUCCCAGAAGCCCAAAAAGUCAGCA
This is a messenger RNA of Protobothrops mucrosquamatus (brown spotted pit viper), 921 nucleotides long. It is a transcript of the gene TMEM25, whose product is annotated as transmembrane protein 25. The annotation marks the transcript as partial. Gene Ontology annotation, biological process: negative regulation of excitatory postsynaptic potential. The record is from RefSeq and is a predicted model, not a curated record. The transcript has 4 exons. NCBI's taxonomy places the organism in Eukaryota, Metazoa, Chordata, Lepidosauria, Squamata, Viperidae.